Messenger RNA from Lathyrus oleraceus (garden pea), 928 nucleotides. RefSeq names its product probable transmembrane ascorbate ferrireductase 3. The record is from RefSeq and is a predicted model, not a curated record. Lineage: Eukaryota; Viridiplantae; Streptophyta; Magnoliopsida; Fabales; Fabaceae. Bases 220 to 858 code for a protein of 212 amino acids. Gene Ontology annotation, molecular function: oxidoreductase activity. The transcript is spliced from 4 exons.
AUUCGGUUCCUCACAUGUGUAGCCUUACUAUAUACUCAAAACUAAGAAUAUAUGUAUCUUAUUUUCGAAACCAAGAUGCUUUCUAAAUUCCAACGUUUCAUAGUUUAUACGAAAUUCCAAACCUAACAACACAAGCAAUCUUCUCUUUUUUUCACCAUAGUAAGAUUGAAAAACAACGCUAUAAAAACUUAUCUACGUAUACAAAGAUAUUGUGACACAAUGAGUACUGCCAUUGGAGUUUCAGGUUUGGCUCAUUUGUUUGGCAUCGUCUCCAUCAUACUCUUGCUUGUUUGGUUGUUGCACUAUCGCGAAGGGAUCGACUAUGAUUCCGACGACGGACUUCGCGUCUUCAAUGUGCAUCCUUUGAUGAUGUUCUUGGGAUUUAUUUUCCUUGUUGGUGAAGGUGUAAUGGCGUUCCAAACUGUACCGAACCAAAGACCUAUACCAAAGUUUGUUCAUAUGACAUUGCACUUGAUAGCUAUUGUUCUUGGCAUAGUUGGUCUGUGUGCCGUUUUCAAGUUCCAUAGUAUGCGGAACAUUGCCGACGUUUAUAGCCUUCAUUCAUGGAUUGGCAUUGGAACGUUCUGCUUGUUUGGUUUGCAGUGGAUAUUUGGUUUUGUAACUUUCUUGGUUCCUGGAGCACAAGGUCCAACAAGAGCAAGAGUGCUUCCAUGGCAUAGAGCUGGUGGUAGAGUGCUACUUUUUAUGGCAAUAUGUGCUGCAGAAACAGGAUUGAUGGAGAAGUCUGGUUUCUUAAAUCUAAAACCAUAUCAGAGGGAAACUAAUUUGGUCAACUUUCUAGGUCUUACAAUUCUCUUGUUUGGUGUAUUUGUUAACAUGUCUGUUGGUAUUCGUUAAUUAGUUUGACAUAAAUGCAUUUUGUAUUAGAAAUUCUAUUUGUCAAAUGCAAUAAGAGAAUCUUUGCUCA